CAGAUUCACAGAGGGGCCGAGGCGCAGGGACCCUGGAAGGUUUCUCGCUCUUUUUUUUUUUUAAUAUUCUCCCUCACUGUCGACAAGUUUUAAAAUUCACACCAAGAGUGUCCAGUGAAAGUCCGGCUUCUGGUUUAAUACCAGCCGAUGCGUUCAGCAGUUUCCGGAUAAUUUGUUGUUUUCUGACUUUUGACAGAGGUCGUUCACUGAGCGCAACAACUGUUCCAGAGCACAGUUUGGAUUAUUCAGUGGACGUGUGUUGGUCAGGGCAGCUUUACUUCGUCUGAGACAGACUUCAUCUAAAAGUUUGGACUGCUGUCAACGCACACUUCUCCGUGUCUUCUAGGUAUGCCUGUGGACAUCAGUGUGUCCCCGGACAGGUAACCAGGUGUGUUGCUGCCGUCAUGGCCUUGCCAAACCUGCGGCUGUUUCCUGUCACUGUGAUCACAGUCCUGGUGGCGCUGGUGUCGUCUUCAGGAGACCAUGAGUGGCACUUUAACCCAGCUCAGUGUCGUUACGCCCUGGGGAUGGAGGAUGGCACCAUCCCAGACUCUGACAUCACUGCCUCCAGCGCCUGGUCAGAUUCCACUGAGGCCAAACAUGGAAGGUUGAGUACUGGAGAGGGGGAUGGAGCGUGGUGCCCUGCAGGAGCUGUUUUCCCCAGCGGAGCAGAAUACCUUCAGAUAGAUCUGCGCAAACUCCACUUCCUGGCUCUGGUUGGUACCCAGGGUCGUCAUGCCGACGGGCACGGGCAGGAGUUUGCCCGCAGUUAUCGGCUCCGCUAUUCCAGAAACGGAGUGAAAUGGAUUACCUGGAAGGACCGCUGGGGCCAGGAAGUGGUGUCAGGGAAUGAAAAUACCUAUGAUGUUGUGCUGAAAGAUCUCGGCCCUCCCAUCGUGGCCCGCAUGGUGCGCUUCUACCCUCUGGCCGACCGGGUUAUGAGUGUUUGCCUUCGGGUGGAGCUCUAUGGCUGUGUGUGGAACGAUGGGUUGAAGGCUUACACAGCUCCAGUGGGUCACGUCAUGCACCUGUCUGGCAUGCCUGUUUAUCUGAACGACUCCACCUACGAUGGGGGCACUGAGCAAGGGAUGCAGUUUGGAGGCUUGGGUCAGCUGUGUGACGGCGUCCUGGGAGGAGAUGACUUCAUACAAACCAAAGAGCUAAGGGUUUGGCCUGGGUAUGACUACCUGGGCUGGAGCCGCGAAGCCCUUGGGCAAGGCAGCGUGGAUAUUGAGUUCGACUUUGAGAAACCACGUGUCUUCCACAACAUGCAGGUGCACAGUAACAACCGCCACACUCAGGGCGUCCGAGUCUUCAGCAAGGUAGAGUGUCUUUUUAAGCCUGGCAUCCUCCAGCAGUGGUCCCCCGAGCUCACUCUGCCCGUGCCCCUUGAGGAUCUUAAAGACCCCUCCUCUCGACCUAUCUCCCUCCCACUGGGUGGCCGGCUGGCUCAGAUCCUCCGCUGCAAAUUCCACUUUGCUGACCGCUGGCUACUCAUCAGCGAGAUAUCUUUCCUCUCUGAGCCGUUUGAGGAGGACGUCACAGACACUGAUUCAUUUCCUCCUAAUCUUCCCAAGAUUCCCACCACCAGCUCCUCUCCUCCUCCCGUCAACCACACCUCCUCCUCUCCCACGUCGAGCCACAGCUCCUCCAACACCACCACCACCACCAGCCCAUCUGAACCCCCCACCACCACCUCCUUCAUGACGGACACCACUGGUAACUGGACGCUGUCAGAUGCAGAAUUUGGUGCCAACACUCCAAGGGCGGGGCUUCCUGUAGCCAAGGAUGACAGCAGUAAUACAGCUAUUCUGAUUGGCUGCCUGGUGGGCAUCAUCCUGCUGCUGCUGGCUGUGAUAGCUGUCAUUCUGUGGAGGCAGUACUGGAAAAAGAUACUGGGCAAGGCCCAGGGUAGUCUAUCCAGUGAUGAGCUGCGGGUUCACCUGUCUGUCCCCUCGGACAACGUGGUCAUCAACAACACACACAGCUACUCAAGCCGCUACCAGCGCAUCCACACUUUCCCCGACGACCGCGACCAUGACAGAGAGGGAGAAGGAGAGUACCAAGAGCCCAUCGCUCUGCUGCGGCCUAGGGAUCACAGAGACAGCACAGAUCACAGGAAAAGUUCGAGACCUCUUGUCGUCUCCAGCCCCACUCAGGCUCAGGAAAAGAGCCUCAAUGUGCCCCAGGCCUGUGGUUUGGACAUGGACAUGGAGAAGGGUUUCCCCCCAACUCAGGAGGAGCCUCCUCCCUACCCUGGCUCCCCUCCGUACCCCUCCCUGUCUCCUCCUGUGUCCCCCCCACUGCCUCCCAGCGUUCCUCAUUACGCUGAAGCAGACAUCGUGAGCCUACAGGGAGUCAGCGGUAACAACACCUACGCCGUGCCCGCCUUGGCCUCCUCAAGCCCCGGGGCUGACGCCGCCCCGCUGCCAGAGCUGCCACGCCAGUGUCUCAUCUUCAAGGAGAAGCUGGGAGAAGGACAGUUUGGAGAGGUGCACCUGUGUGAAAUUGAAAACCCCCAGGACCUUCCCAACUUGGAGUUCCCCUUCAAUGUGAGAAAAGGUCGCCCUCUUCUGGUAGCAGUGAAGAUCCUGCGCCCAGACGCCUCCAAGAAUGCCAGGAACGACUUCCUGAAAGAGGUGAAGAUCCUGUCUCGCCUGAAGGAUCCAAACAUAAUCCGUCUGCUGGGAGUGUGUGUGAGCAGUGAUCCUCUCUGUAUGGUCACUGAGUACAUGGAAUGUGGAGACUUGAAUCAGUAUCUGUCUCACCGAGUGCUUCUGGAUAAGACAGGGCCUUCACACAACACCCCGACCAUCAGUUACCCUGCUCUCAUCUCCAUGGCCAGCCAGAUUGCAUCGGGAAUGAAGUUCCUCUCCUCCCUCAACUUUGUGCACCGGGACCUGGCCACACGUAACUGUCUGGUUGGGGGUGAGAGGGGUGAGUGCGGAGAGGACCGGGGCGGUGAGCGUCACAUCAAGAUAGCUGACUUUGGCAUGAGCAGGAACUUGUAUGCUGGAGAUUACUACAGGAUCCAGGGCAGAGCUGUGCUGCCAAUACGCUGGAUGGCCUGGGAGUGUAUACUCAUGGGUAAGUUCACUACGGCCAGCGAUGUGUGGGCGUUUGGGGUCACUCUGUGGGAGAUGCUGAGCGUUUGUCAGGAGCAGCCGUACUCCAACCUCACAGAUGAGCAAGUCAUCGACAAUGCUGGGGAGUUCUUCAGAGACCAGGGCAGACAGGUGUAUUUGAGCAGGCCAGCUGUGUGUCCUCAGGGUCUCUACGAGCUUAUGUUGAGCUGCUGGAACAGAGACUGCAAGCUCCGCCCGUCCUUUGCCGACAUCCACUCCUUUCUUACUGAGGAUGCCAUGAACAUGGUGUAAAGAGAGGAACAGCACCACGACAAAGGCAGCAUUAAAGAGGGGAAACGUCUUGUACGUUUAUGCAGCAAUGCUACGGUGGGAAUGUGUGGUGGAGGUGCUGCACAGGAGAGGCAGAUGAGAAAAGAGAGUGGGUUGCUCGCUUUGAUAUUUGUACUUUUUUGGGUGGCUGGGGCUGAGACACCGCUGGUUCGGUUUAUUUCCACAUCAGACCCCCGAUCCCAAAUCCAACUCCAGCUUUAGACAGCUAACAGUCUGCUACAUUUCACAGGUGGUGGGUGCAGUCUGCAUAGGAACUUUCUCUCUUCUCAGUUACUUUAACAGACAAGGAGGGUUUGUGUGACUGGUGAUUAAGUGCCGUGGAGUUAAUGACACAGGAAGCUGCAGAGGCUUAAUGACAGAAAAUACUCCAAACUAGGAAGCUGGCAAAUGAACGGUUAUUAAGUUUCAUUACUUUUAUUUAUCCAUGUUGAAUGCUACAUUUAGGGUUACAGGUGAUGGUGCAUAGGACACACAAACUUCUCUAGACAGCACACCUAUGGGUCAGACAUGAAAGUGCACACACAGGGAUUGUCUUAGUAUUUAUAGUAUGUAUAGGCUACUGUACACGUUAGUCUAAUGCAUAUGAUUACUCCACACUUCAGCCCCUUUUGCCCAUCUAAGACAAAAAAUGAUAGUUCUGUAAAAGUCUAUGAAAAGAUUCAGACAUGGCUGAUGGCUGUCUAGAACAUGAGUGAUCUCACCAUGUUUGCCGACCCCUCAGCAGUCCUUUGUCUCAACCCCAAAACCGUACAUGGUGACCCACGUCCAUAGCUGUAACUCAAAGGACUAAAGGUAAAUGAUGUAGACCAGACAAGAGCAGCCCCCUUUAUGCGAUGCAUCAAGUUAGCUCUCAACCACCGCCCACCCCAUUGUAGUUGAAAAGCCCAAGCAGUUUCUUAACCCCAUCAUAGAGCCACAGAGAGAGGAGCUGUGUCCCUGGUGCCAAAUGGACUUCUCAAACCUGAGGAAACAGGCACAGAAGAGGAGGAUCUGCUGCUGCCGGCGAUAGGCGACCCACAAACUGGAACAGCUUUUCCAAGCAGAGAGACAAUGCUGCCAGCCGGGGCAGUGGACGGGACAUCUUCAGAUGCGCCUGCUCAGGUGUUUUGGCAAUUUCUUUUGUAUCUGGCUGCAACCCAGACACAAAGGAUAGACGUAAAAUUCCACAACCAGCUGCACUUUAAAUCCUCCAUGCAUAUCCCCGGCCCUGAUGAAACUCUUCUCUGUGAGGGGGCCUGAUAUGAUUCCUGUUGAUGUGGAUUCUUAUCACUUGUAGUGAUUUCAGUUAUUUGCCAAGGGAGAUAAAAAUUCAGGACAGUCUGUCUGCCUUGUUAAAUCCUCCCCCACAAGGCAUUGCCAACCAUGAGAUGUAAAAUAUUAUCUAAAAAAAUGGAAUGGCACCAUCAGUUCAUCUCAUUUUAAUUAUAUAACAACCUUUUGUUCGGUGUGUCAAGACAUGUUUACUCAUCGAAUAAUCAAUCUUUGCUCAUCUAAUUGCAUUACUGUACUCUAAAAACACACAGUUAAAGGGUAAUUGAGUUUUUUCCAACCUGGAGCCUAUUAUAUCAUGUUUUUGAGUCUGAGUGACUAAUGGGAACAACAAUUUUGAAACUGGUUCUGUAUUAAGUGACCACUAAGGGCAUUUGUGCACCAUCUAUUUAGGUCGACUAAAGUGUUUGUUUUUUCAAUUGACAGGCGGCGAAAGGAUCCCUACAAAGGACAUCCUUUUUGUUAAAGAGUUAAAUCAUUUUUGUUUAACCAGAAAAAGCCUCGAAAACACUAUCACCAAACCCACCAGACUCCAUUUAAAUAAACAGUAAUUCUGUCAUUUUAAAACACACUUUAUUCAUAGUCCUGGUUAGGUUGAAAUAAACCCUUGAUUCACCUAGUUAAAUGUGAAAAUAUGCUGACUCUAUGCAUGGUAAAAUUAAGCCAUGUCCACUGAGCAGUACAGUUCGGUACGUUUUUUUUCCGUUUCCAUUGUGAAAAGUUGUGGAUGGUACCAAUGAAACUGUUCCGUACUGUCCCCGUUUUUGGUCCCCCCUCUGUUGGGGUACCUAGCACACAGAUCUGGUACUAAAAGGUGGAGCUGUGAACAUUGCAGUGGGUUAAUUGGUCAAAAGCGGAUGGUCACUCUGCUCAGGGCUGAGUUGUGGCUGGUUUUGAGGCUCAUGUAACCACUGUUCAUACCGUGGAGACCAUCAACACACCUUAAAUUUCAAUGUGACAAUAUUGACCAUUACUUUAGUUUUUAUUAUGUCUCUUGGAUGACAUACACUUUCAGUAAUGAGUGGAUCUACAGGCGUUUAAAGAUAUAUACUAAUUUCGACAAGAUUAUGUGAACUGCAUAUAUUCUACCCCGUUGUGCGGACAAUAAACGAGGUGCAGACUAAUAAAGGAAGAAAUACUGUGAGUGCUGGACGGAGCAGUGAGUGACAACAGCCCCGCCUACAUUUAAAGGUACUGUUUGCAGUGGAAACGCUAGGGUCUAGGUACCAAGUCUGAAGGGUUACUUUUGGUUACAAAGGUACCAUACUGAACAUUUUGGGUGGAAAUGGGGCUUUAGUUUUUAAUUUAAAUGGAGCCUGGUGGCCUUGGCGAUAAUGAUUUUGAGGCUGAUUCUGAUUAAACAAAAAGGAUCCUUCUCUUUAGCAAAAAAGGUCCAUCUCCUUUGGGAUCAUUUCUAUAAUGUUGUCAGACACUUAAAAUAAUAAUCAGAGCCUGUCUGUGCCAAAAACAAACACUUUUAGUGGACAUUCACUGACAGUGCACAAACGUCCUAAGUAGUUAUAAUGCAGUCUGUUUCACCGCUGCAUCUGUCUCACUUACAACUGGACCAAUUUCAAAAAAAUUAUUGUUCCCAUUAGUUACUUAGACACAAAACACAGGAAAAUUGGGUCCACGUGAAAAGAUACCAAAAUUACCCCUUAAGGUUUUACCCAAAUAGGAAAUUCUGGGAGUCCUCAUUUUAGUGUGAAUGUCAACAUCAACCUCUGCAUUAUCCCAUGUUAGUACAUUAAGCUGACCACGGUAGAAUCAAUGCUGUCUCUACCUUACUGAUUGUAUAGCACUGUAAAUCAGUCCUCAUCAAGAUCAUCAAGUAAUAACAUGUUUACUGAUUGUGAAUGGUUGUGCCAUUUGAAUCAUUUUUGAUACACUGUAGUUCAACUAAACCCAUAUUUUUAUAUAUACUGUAUGUACUUCGACACUUCUCAAUGUCUGAUUUUGUCCUUUUGUGUCUUUGAAGUUGAGCAUAAUAGUAUGUACAUAUUUUAAGGACAGAAUUGUAAUUUCCUUUACUAAUAUAUGGAAAACUCUUUGUUACAAUUGGGGUCUUCUGUAUCUCUGUAGAACGCUUGCUACCUUGAUGCCAUUGUAAUUCAUCGUUGUCUAUUUUUGUAGAUGUUUUAAUAAAGUUAACCUUUUCAAAUAAAUCAAGAUGUGCUGU
Molecule: messenger RNA, 6864 nt
Organism: Epinephelus moara (kelp grouper)
Lineage: Eukaryota; Metazoa; Chordata; Actinopteri; Perciformes; Serranidae
Gene: ddr1
Product: discoidin domain receptor tyrosine kinase 1
Exons: 20
Coding region: 405-3377 (990 amino acids)
Biological process (GO): protein phosphorylation; positive regulation of kinase activity; cell surface receptor protein tyrosine kinase signaling pathway
Cellular component (GO): membrane; signaling receptor complex
Molecular function (GO): collagen binding; protein tyrosine kinase collagen receptor activity; ATP binding
Source: RefSeq, a predicted model, not a curated record